Messenger RNA from Drosophila elegans, 3224 nucleotides. RefSeq lists its product as uncharacterized. NCBI's taxonomy places the organism in Eukaryota, Metazoa, Arthropoda, Insecta, Diptera, Drosophilidae. Bases 69 to 2993 code for a protein of 974 amino acids. Gene Ontology annotation, molecular function: protein binding. The transcript is spliced from 6 exons. The record is from RefSeq and is a predicted model, not a curated record.
UCGUGUUUCAACACUUGGCGGUGCUAGACGGCGAAUCAGGAUCCACUAUCAGGAGCCAGAAACUAUCGAUGCUAGCCGAAGUGUUGGGCUAUGGCUACCUGCUGGCCUACGUGAUCUGCCUGCUCUGCUGGCCAGGAGCGGCAUAUCCGGCCAGCAGUAGCUAUCGGGAUCUGGACAUCUGCAAUCACUGGGACGGGCGGCGGCACUUCCUCGAGCUGGGCAGUCCGGCCGGAGAGCUGCACGCCCGGAAUGUGACCACCACCGCCUAUAGGAGCUCGCCGCUGGGCUUCAAGAACGGUGCGGCGGCUGGGGAUGUGUGGUACCAGUGCAGCCUGGAGCUGGUCACCUGCGCCGAGUGCGUCAUCCGGGUGGCCUUCACCUAUGCGAACUUCUCGAAGAGCUGCGGCAACACGGGUGGCAAGUCCAGCAUGUGUCCCUGCGAGCACAUCCAGUUCUCGGAGCCGCCCUACGACUCCACCAUUUCCGGUCAGGAGUUCUGCGGGGAUGGCAAGGUGUUCCGGAGCAAAACUAGGACACUGCAGUUGAAGUUCUUCUACAGGACCAACAAUGCCCACGUCUUUUCGCUGCAAUACUUCUCAGAGCGCAACGUACGGAUUGUGAGUGGUUCCCCCAAGCAGAGCAUUGUGGGCAACGGGAGUGCCAAGUACUCAUCACCGCAGGUGAUCUCCACGCCGUACUUCCCCAUGCCAUAUCCCCGCGACUACGGCAUCGAGCACAUCCUCACCUGCGAGGCGGACAACUGCCAGGUGCGGCUGGACUUCACCGACUUCCAGCUCGGCCUCGCCUCCACCCUGGAGAUCUUCGACUCCAAUGGCCAGAUGCUGGACUCCUAUACGGGCGAGCACUUCCGUCCGCCCAUCACGGUGAGCAGCGGAAAGUCGCUACUCCUGCAGUUCCGUGGAAAUUCGGCCACCGGAGUGGGUUUCCGGGCCGAAGUUAGCUUUGUGUCGUCCAAGCAGCUAAAGGACGAACGACUGGUGCCCUACACAGAUUGCGGUGGAAUGGUCACCGGACCCGGUGGGGCCAUCACCAUGAUGAACAUGAUCGAAAAUGCCACGGACGUGCGGCUCUUCGAUUGCAUCUGGAUAAUCAAGCCCGGCAACAACUACAUGAUGAUGAAGACACACAUCUCACUGCGGGUGGACGACUUCUACGGAAUGGCCGCCCGCUCCGAGCUCACCAUCCGGCAGGGCACCACCUCCGAUGCCGUGGAGAUCGAGAACGUGAUGUGGCCGAACAAUGGACUGAGCAAGGAGAGCCAUGUGGCGCCCAUCCUCAAUGGCUACUACAUCCGCCUGCGCGGGGUAUUCGGGAUGUCCUCCAAACUGGCCAUCGUUUAUAGUGUGUUCAACUACUUGAAUUGCUACAUUGGCUCGGAGUUUUUGUGCGGGAACAACCACUGCAUCUCGAUUCGACUCCACUGCGAUGGCUUCGACCACUGUGGGGAUGGCUCAGAUGAGCCGGAUUCCUGCGAGGAGGACUGGGCCCACCUGCACCACGAUCGCCGCUGGUACUCCCACAAGCCCAACUACUACUUCCCCAAGAUAGACCAAUAUCCGGAUCUCAAGACGGCUACGGGCAUCUUUAUUAUCAGUACGCUGGGAAUCUUUGGUGUGCUUUCCGGCUGGAUGGUGAUCCUGUACAGGAUGGGGGUGCGAGCACGUCACCAGCGGGAACUGCAGAGUCACCUGCAGACGAUCAGUGAGCUGCUGGAUCGCCAGGACGAGGAUCGCACGCCAGAUGAGCCGCCGAGCUACGAGGCACCGCCCGAUUACGAGGAGGUGAUCAAGGUGGGAAUGCAGCAGGAGCUGAGGGAACCACGUCGCCAGCGUCGCGCCCGUCGUCCUCCGCCGCGUGAUCGGAGCUGCAGUCGCGCCGCCAGCAACUGCACCAUGCAAUCCGUGCUUCCAAUCCAUCACAGCUGCAGCCUGGAGCGGGAUCAGGAGCAGCCCAGUACAUCGGCAGCGGCCAUGACCCAUGCGGUGGCUGCCACGGACACCACCGAGGAUGCCGAACAGGUCCAGACGAUGGCCCAGCGGAUGCUCCUCGCCACGGCUAUAUGUGGCACUGCAGGCACGUCUCUCCCGGCAGCAAAGGAACCUGGGGUCCGGCUCCAAUCCGUGGGGAUUUCAGCGUGCCCGCCACCGCUAUCCGCUGGGGGUGAACUACCCCCAGCCGACGGAUGCGGGUCAGGGUCAGGGUCAGCCACGACGCCCGGUAGCACGGCGGAUGACUGCACCCAGGGAGGCGACUCCCUCAGCAUUUCACUCACUAUAGGCCUGCCCUCCACGUCGGCCGGGAGUCCGGUGACCACCGACCAGAACCAGAAUCAGAAUCCAAACCAGAGUCAAGAGCAGACCAGUAGCAACUGCACGGAGCACACGUACCUAAAGCGAUCGUGGUUGGUGGUGCAACAGGUGCCACCUGGCAGGGGCUACAGGGUCCAGCGACUGCGACACACCUUCUCCUCGCCCGAGGCCUUCACUGGCGACGAACUGCAUCUUCCGUAUCCGGAUUUCCUGAGCUAUGGCACCAAUCUUCCACACGAGCGGAGUAGCAGCAACUUCGGCUCGGAGCUGUCGCGGGAUCCAUCCAGUUAUAGUGUGGGAAAGCGAGCUCGCUUAAAUGCCGAGGAGGCAAGUGAGUCGGACACAAUCACCAGGGAUGUGGAGUACUCCAACCAGACCCUCCAGUCCCAUGUGAUGGAGGAGAGCCCGCCGAACCACAGCGAGAGUGAGAGCGAAGGGGAGCAGCAGGUGUCCUGCUUUGGAGCCGUAGCCCAGCGACCCAAGCGACGACAUCGAGCUCAUGUGAGGAGUCGAUCCUUUAGCAACACGGCAGGUGGCAGUGCCGGCAGAAGGCGGCUCAUCCAGCGCAGUUCAUCUGCUGAUCUUCUCAUGAACUAUGCGGCCAUGGUGGUAUCGACGCCACAGAAAAGAUCGGAGGGAGUGCAGCGGUUGUUCUUCAUCUAAUUUGGGGAAUGGGGAAUGUCCGUGGGAACGAUAGUAUUAAAGCCUAGUGUGAUUCUGGUCGGGAUCUGGUCACAGUUAAGCAGACCUGUUCCUCAUUCGAAUGUGAUUGACAAGAUGAUUAGCAAUACAAUAUUUUUGGCUGUUCUCAAACAUUUUGAGGAAAUUCUUUAUAAAUUAAAUUAUUAUGUUUAAUAUUAGUCAAAAUUUAAAUUGGGAACAGGUCUCAAAGUA